AUGUAUCACGGUCGUCGCCAUAUUGGAACUACUUUCAAGUUACCGGAUACGGGGGGGUUAAACAUGGCUGCGUCCAUGGAUACAACACCCGUGAAAAUUGUUUUGCCCAAUACAACGUGUAUGCUUUGCCUACAAGAAAACCGAAGGGCUCACUGUUUGGUAAAGGCCAAGGCUACAAAAGAAAACUAUCUCCAUGUACGUAUUACAAACAUUUACUGGAGUUACCAUAGAGAAGGACUUAUUAUGGAAGUGUUAUGUCUGUACUUCAUGCCUAAGUAAGUGUCAAAGUGCUCUGACCUUAAAAGAGACGUGUUAAAAAUGUAGGCAAGUUCUUAGACGAAAACGAGCGAAAAAAACGAAUGAGCAAAACACCACCAUCGGCAAUUCGUUCAUCGAUAGCUGAAACACUUUUGUCGUCUGUAGAAAAAUUGAAAAUAUCUACAUCUACCAGUUCCGUAAAAAAAAAUCUCGCCAGCGUCUGUUUGAAGAUGGUCGACCGUCAUUGCCCCACGGAUUUCAAGCGUUAUCUGAACACGCGUACAGUAGUAAAGCGUUUCAAUCAGAUACAACUAGUGCGGAUCCCAAAUUGAACAGACCUACAGAUGAAGAAUUCAUCACUGAGAGACUGCAGUGUGAUAUUUUGCCUGCUAUAGAUGAAUCACUGAAAGAUGUUGCACGGCUUGGGCGAAGUGUUUUAUUCAUCAAAGAUUGUAAGGACCUAUGUGAGAAGGACUGGUUCAGAGAUAUUGCUGCAGAGGUGCACGAUAAAUGCCCAGAACUUUUCCAAGUUUUAUUCACUGCUCUUGGUGUGGUUGUUAAAAAAGCGGUUUUGCGUGAUAGACAGUUUCAAAUGAUAUUACAGAAUAAUUGCUACUUGCAUGUCUAAAUAAAGUACAUGUCACUUUGUCUAAUGAAACCAAGAGGAACCUAAUCGGAGACUUUGGCAGCUAUACAACAGAGAAAAUUGUUUCAAGGAUAUCAGAUGGUGAAAACGGAAAACUAAAUGGGGACAAUCUGGACUUGUAUGUUACGACAAACGAUAUCCGAAUGGAUAACAAGAAUAAAGACUACCACUUCUUUGCCACUGAUUUCAUAUUGGACAGGGUAAGUGUGAGCAGUCUGGAUGACUCCAAACCAAUCGGAAAUAUAAACACUACAACAUACAGACAGUUUGUUCCAUCAGCAUGUGAAUCUCAAAAGUACAAGGAAUCACUGAAAAUCAUCAUUGGAAGGCUGCUGUCCGAGUAUGUUGAUGGUUUCAAGUGGAUGGAAAAUGUUCUUCUAAAACAUAUUCCACACAACUUUGAGGAAUCAAUGUCAAAGAAGUCAGAGGUUUUUGUUUUACCUGUCCUACUGAAGAAUGAGACAUCUUACUCAGAUUGCAUUCACAUUUUGAAGUCCUAUGAAAAGGAUUUGACUUCCUGGUACAUUAAGGCAGGCAGAGCUGCAGAGCUAGAUAGACUGAAGGUGCCCAUUGGAGGAGAUCAACUCACUAGAGUGCGGUUACAGGGAGCCAAAGGACUACAGGAUGGGUCUUUGACAGCAACAGACAGACUAGAGCAUUUAGAUCCUAUGAUUGUGGAAUUGUUUCAUACAGUGAUGGAUUUUUUGGAGAAACUGUACAAAAGAUUUUUCAACAAGUCCAGUGGAAGAGAGAAAGGCACUCUUUACAACCUGAAGAUACUUAUUCAGCGAUCAAAUGUAAACGGGAAUGUGAAGUCACGUUUUGAAGCCCAUGAAGACUUCAUCAUGACCGUUGGCUGUGGUUACUUCUUAUCGUACAUAUUACAUUUCUUCCAAAUGGAAAAUUUAUCAGAUGAACCUAAGCAUCCAUUGCUGUCAAAAAACAUGAAAAUGAGGCAUAAGGCUGACAAAGAAAAAGUCCUUUCUGAAAUCCUUGAAGAGGUAGUCAAUGGAUUAUUGAUAUUGUUUCCAGAAAAGGAGCCUGAUGUUUUGCUAACAGUGGAUGUUCUUGGAAUCAAGCAUACAGUUAACAGUUCCAUAGAUGGCAGGAUGCUGAAAUUUCAUUUAAACAUCAAUAACAGUACGUUCCUGUUUAAUGUUACGCCUGCGCAGGUUGAGAAUGGAGUGACUAUAGAUGUUCCACUAACAACAGUGAACCUUCCUGUGAUAAUUUCCCGUUCUACAGUUGCAGCUUCUGAUGAAUUGAAUGAUUACAUAACUCAACUUUUGCAGUGGUAUUUUGUCCUCUUAACUUUUAAGGAUUCCAUUAAGGAGGGCGAUACUUUUCGUACGAACAUCACUCUUAAGUUUUGUAUCCCUAUUUUCUUCAGUCACUCAGUUUUGUCAAAAUAUUUAGAAGAAUGUAUAGAUUACAUUCUCAAGACUGAAGUAAUGCUGACAGAGAAAAUGGCUGUGAAAGUCCGGUGUGGAUCAUUUGUUAAUCCUACUGGACACAAAGGAGACAACAAAGCAGCAGAUCUUCAGAAAGAAAAUGAAGUAAAAGUAUUAAAGGAAUUAAUUAGAGGGUUAGGUUCAAACAAAACGGAGAAUUCUAUUGUGGCGAUAACUAAAGCAGCCCCAGUUAUUGACGAUAUUGUUGGUAAUUUCCAGGAAAUGUUGAACAUUCCGGUUAAGAAAACCCAUCACAGAAAGCGAUCUUUUAAUGAUGAUCUGAAAUGUGUUCUGAACACACUGAUCCCUUUAAAGGUUUGGACUCCACAGAAUGGAAGAAAACUUGAAAACUUCAGAAAUAUUAAUAAGUCACCGUUUGAUAUUGACCGAGGUCAUUUUGUGGAAAUUGUUGAAAAGAAAGUUGAAAGACUGAGAAAAGGAAUUUCUGUUCCUGCUGAUGACAACUCUGACAAUGAAGUUUGAUACAUCUGUAUGUGAAGAGAAUGUUUAGGGGUUUCUUUAGUCAGUUUUUGAAUAGAAGGUGUGAGUUCAAGGGAAGACUGUGACUUAUGAGUAAAUUAAGGUAGGUGUAGGUGGGUCUACCCGCCACCCUUACAACCAUAUUGCUUACUCACUAUAACCGCAUAUCUUCCAAUAUACAUCAUGAUCAGUGUAACAGUACUAGUGCAACUAUUGUUUCAUUUAUUACUUACCUUCACAACAAUUUUGAGAUGUCUACAUGAUUGUUACCAAGUGUAUUACAGUCAAACUUCGAUGUUUCGAAGUUCAAGGGACUAACAGUAAAACUUCGAUACAGCGGGACUUCGAAUUAUUCAUGGUUGACAAUAGAUCGAUGUUU
Molecule: messenger RNA, 3214 nt
Organism: Pecten maximus
Lineage: Eukaryota; Metazoa; Mollusca; Bivalvia; Pectinida; Pectinidae
Exons: 8
Coding region: 1048-2838 (596 amino acids)
Source: RefSeq, a predicted model, not a curated record